AUGCGGUUUGCACUAUUGGCGAUUGUCAUCUCCGCCUUUGUCACCAGCACUUAUGCUCAACGUGAAUAUUACAUACGAAACGAACCAUCGGGACUCAACGUCACCUGGGACGAUGACGAUUACAUAUACAUGGAACCUGGUAUCAGAAAGUACACUAUUUCUGCAUGGAACAUGUAUCCUGUCGCCAGCGAUAUUAAAAACUGGUUUGCCUUUGGGGCUAGCUAUUUCUAUCUCCAAUUUGACUUUGGCCGUGAUGGCGACACCGCCCUGCGUUCGGAUGAAGGAAGAAUCUUUGAGAUUAGAAAAGCCGAGUCCCAUUCCUACGUGAUCGAUGUCCAAUCUGUAGACAGUGGGCAACCAACUCUGGCGUGGACGGUUGAAAGAAAUUCAACAGACCCUCGGGUAUUCUUGAAAUUACGGCCGUACAUGCGCUUGCCGAGCCAACAAUUCACAUUCACUCCAAAAUGAUAGAAUGGUAUGUUCAUCGAGUUUAUUGCCGCGUGGACCGUGUUACGACAGCAUACCAAAUCGGAGUCAAACUUUUGGCUGUCAAUGACUAUCAACCGUGGUAACAUAUCCGGGAAGAGAGGGAUGGAUAACGAACACUUGAAGGGAAGGAUGACCGGUCAAACUGUACAUAGGUGGCUCCAAGCUGUACAUAAUUUGUUGCAUAGCCAGUGGGAUUGUGGGUUACAGCAAGCCUUCAGCCGCCAGCACCCAAUGCAAACCCAAUGCAACUCUUUUCAUGUCCCUCAAAAGGUACUUUAGAAGAGAUAUCGAAAUGCGAACUCACCCUGGCUUUUCUAUCUUCGAGCUGUCGGCUAUCUUCUCAGCACGGGGCCAGAGCUUUGCACUAGACAGACGCCCCAAGGCCAGAUUGGCAUCAUUUGCACAAGCACUGGCAUCAUCCUCAUCAACCCAAUUUGAGCAGAGGAUGAACUGGGCUAAAGGGAUCCCCACUCACAAUACCAAGCCAAGUAUUUCAGGGGGUAUCUAUCAUAUAAGUGCGAUAAUAAUGUAGUCUCUCGACUCUUCUACCUCCCCACCGGGAGCCGGCUUGACUCCUGCUAUGUUGAAAAAGAAAUAAUUUCAACAGGAGAGUGGACCUUUUCGUACUGCAUGUUAUCUUCAGCUAGGCCACUAACAUUCCACAAUUCCGGAGAAGCGGCUCGGUGGCUGCCAGGCGACGAAUGUAAGGUACGAG
This is a messenger RNA of Trichophyton rubrum CBS 118892, 1204 nucleotides long. RefSeq lists its product as uncharacterized. The transcript has a single exon. The coding region runs from base 1 to 468 and encodes 155 amino acids. The record is from RefSeq and is a predicted model, not a curated record. Lineage: Eukaryota; Fungi; Ascomycota; Eurotiomycetes; Onygenales; Arthrodermataceae.